Molecule: messenger RNA, 2490 nt
Organism: Drosophila pseudoobscura
Lineage: Eukaryota; Metazoa; Arthropoda; Insecta; Diptera; Drosophilidae
Gene: Smyd4-1
Product: SET and MYND domain containing, class 4, member 1
Exons: 4
Coding region: 184-2466 (760 amino acids)
Cellular component (GO): nucleus; cytoplasm
Molecular function (GO): histone deacetylase binding
Source: RefSeq, a predicted model, not a curated record
UUAAGGCCAUUAAAAGAGUCCACUAAACUAUUUUGCUAAGAGGAAAAUUCAAUUUAAAAUGUUCGCACCAAUAUAUUUCGACCUAAGGGUAUCGACACACUUUUGCCGCGGUUAUUCCGAUAACUUUUUGCACUAAAAAACCUGCUUCGUCUCUGUUGAAUAUUUUGGCAAACAACUUAUUUGAUGGACCGUUUGGCGAAGGUUUUCACACAACAGGACGAGCUAAUCGCUCCGGUUGCGGCAUAUCAGAAUGAAUAUGAGGCCAUCAAAGCACUCCACUCUCUGCCGGGGGAAAAGAGACAGCAUUUCCAGGAGUUGACGCUCAAGCUGCUUGACGACUUGGAACAGCCACAUAUUAGGGAAUCGUGUGCCGAAAGAUCACGGCAGUGGCGCGAGCAGGGGAACCUCCUAUUUAGAUCCUCUUCGAAGGAUCUUGGUUCAGAUGCGGACGCGGAACGGGUCCUCGGGGCAUGUCGCCUCUACACAAAGGCCGUAUUAGCAGCGGAAGACGCUGAAAGUGAACUCUGUUUGGCAUUUGCUAACCGCGGAAUGGCACUACAGGAAUACGGCUACUACCAAGAGGCAUACGACGACUGUGCAAAUGCCCUGGACUGCGGCUACCCGGUAAAACUUCAGCACAAGGUAAUCUUCCGGCAAGCUCACUGUGCUUGGAAACUGAAACGAAUCGAGCAACUGGCGGAGCACAUACUAUGUUUGGAGAAGUUGGAAUUGAACGAAAGCUUUCGCCAGCAGCUGGAGGAUCUGAAAAGGAGCUUGGAGUUGCUACAAAGCCAGUCGUCGAAUGAUAAAUCAGUCAAUGAUCAAGAGAAGACCGGUCCCAUUCAUGAAAUCGUCACAGAGUCUGGCAGCCGUGGGCGCUACAUGAUUGCCAAAGAAGCCAUACCGCAAGGCAAAAUCAUAUUCAGGGAGCAGGCCACCUGCUUUGUGCCUCUUGAGCAAAGACUGAUUUGCCAGCAAUGCGCAGCCAGCCUGUUGUGCGCUCCCAUUCCCUGUCCGCAGUGUCGGCAGCGAGUUGUCUACUGCUCCAGACAAUGUCGCGAGCGCCACAAACCCAUCCACAAAUUUGAAUGUGCCGCUUACCGCAAAGAUCUGCUCAAGAUGGUAGGCGUUUCGCACUUGGCGCUGCGCAUGGUCCUGAGCUAUAUGCCGUCGAUGCUGCCAAAGCUGCAAGAAUGCCCCGACUCGUCCGAGAUGUGGGCUACUAUCACGACGCUGGCAAAGGGAGCCGACAAUGAAAAUGAGCCGACACCGCAGUAUCUGCAGAGUCUCCGCAUGAUAAGCCACCUGGACAAGGCGCCUCAGGCGGAGCUGGUUUACCACAUGCUCUGCGCCAACCUGCUGCAGCUCUAUUUAAAGGAUUGCACCAACUUCUUCGAUCAGUUCCAGGCCAUGACUGCCCCCAUUGAGGACUGGCACUUGUUUUUAGCCGCUUUGAUUCUCCGUAGUGCCGGGCAGCUCCUGGUUAACGGCCAUGUCGGUGACGCUCUCCUGCCAGUGGACCUGGAGGCCAGCGAGUUUGGCCUACUGCAGCCGGAAAUGUGGUUGAAACCGCGCCACCUUAAGCUGGGUCAAAUGCAUAAUCUGAGCCAAACGGAGCCCCUCACAGCUAUCAAUCUGCCUUAUCUGAGUCUUUGCAAUCAUGCCUGUGCCCCCUCCAUACGCACGAAAUUCGACGGUUGCACGGCGGUCUGCCAGUCGGCGGUGGAGUUAGAAGCGGGUGAAGAGAUUUUCAACUGCUACACGAUGGACUACAAAAGGAGCAUGAUUCGCCAGAGGUCGCAGCCGUUGCAGCAAGUUUACAAAUUUGACUGCAGCUGUGAGAAGUGUACUCGAUCGGAUCCGGACCAGGACUACUUGAAGUUUCAUCGGUAUCGCUGUGAAAAUCCGAACUGCCUUCAAGAAUUUGUGCCAAAGCCACUUCCCCACCAGACAAACCUCAACUGGUGGAUGCACCCUCCGGAUGCAACGGUGGCUUCCGUUUGCUGCCCUGUCUGCAAAGAGACACAAGCCUUUUCGUGGUACAACGAUUUUCUGUGUCUCAUCGACUGCUGUGGUGAGGCCAAAGCAAGGCGAGCACUCUACAAGGCUUUCGAUGGUCUGGACAAGUGGUUGUUGGAACACCACAUCCUGAAAGGGAAGCUGGCGGAAAUGAUCAUCGAAGCAUGCUUUGCUGAGAUGGAUGAGGGCUGCGUUUUGGACGACGUUGACUAUGAGAAUCUAAUGCGAAUUAUCGGGACACAACUGGAGGGCACUGCCGCUCACAGUGGUGGCACCUCAAUGGAGUAUCUCAGCCAGAUGACUUAUUUGUGGGAUCUAUGGGCAUUGAGCAAAUGCAAGCGCAGCGAUCAGCAGCAACAAGAGAUGAGGGGCAAGCUGGAGUACCUGGCCGGUGAGCAGCGAGAGAUCUUCGAGAACUAUUACAACGAUUUUAUUGUGCAACAAUAAGAAUAAAUAACGCUAUGAACUAUA